Messenger RNA from Papaver somniferum (opium poppy), 996 nucleotides. RefSeq names its product cyclase-like protein 1. The transcript has 6 exons. NCBI's taxonomy places the organism in Eukaryota, Viridiplantae, Streptophyta, Magnoliopsida, Ranunculales, Papaveraceae. The record is from RefSeq and is a predicted model, not a curated record. Gene Ontology annotation, molecular function: arylformamidase activity. The coding region runs from base 106 to 927 and encodes 273 amino acids.
CGUUUGUGUAAACUUUUAUCGUGCACGUGUAAUAGCUAAUAUCCACUCGUUUCAUUAAGAAAGUUAGAGUUGCUUCACUGGACUGACAGAGAAGAACUGACGAUAAUGGAAGUUCCAUGGAGUUUUAUCCUUAUAUGCACCAUUUUCAUUCUGGGUUCUUCUUCUUCUUCCUUAGCAUCAUCACCAAUAGAGGCGUAUCCCUCUAGCUAUGGAGAUGACUGCAACAUAGUGGUUCCCCCACCACCAAAGAUAGAAGUUUAUGGGAAGAAUGGAAGGAUAAUUGAUAUCACUCAUGAAAUGAGAUCGGAUUUACCAAUAUUUGGUUCACCUGAAGGUGUGGGUCAGCUGUUGCGGCUUGCAGUAAGUAUGAAAAAUGGUUCUUUGUAUAACAUCUCUGAGUUGAAGUUGAUUACCCAUACCGGUACUCAUGUUGAUGCACCUGGACACUUCUACGAUCACUAUUUCGAUGCUGGGUUUGAUGUUAAUUCACUCGAUCUUGAUCUUCUCAAUGGUCCUGUACUUCUAGUGGAUGUUCCUAGAAAUAUGAACAUUACUGCUGAAGCUAUGGAGUCUUUAAACAUUCCAAGAGGAGUGCGUCGAGUGUUAUUCAGAACAUUAAACACUGACAAGUUGCUUAUGUACAGAAACCAGUUCGACACCAGUUUUGUUGGUUUUACACAGGAUGGAGCACAGUGGCUGAAAGAUCACACUGAUAUCAAGAUGGUUGGAGUUGAUUACUUAUCCGUUGCUUCAUGGGACGACAAUGUUUCUGCUCAUCUCGUGUUUCUUAAAGGCAGGGACAUCAUUAUUGUGGAAGGCCUGAAACCGGAUGGUAUCGACGCUGGGCUGUAUUCUUCUGUGCAUUGCUUACCUCUGAGAUUGGUUGGUGCGGAGGGAUCUCCAAUAAGAUGCAUUCUGAUAAAAUGAUAAUAAUUUCCGCGUAACCUCACAGUCUUACUACACUCUUGCGGUUAAUAGACGAGCAUUUUCAGUUCA